This is a messenger RNA of Pollicipes pollicipes, 1932 nucleotides long. RefSeq lists its product as uncharacterized. Bases 265 to 1584 code for a protein of 439 amino acids. Gene Ontology annotation, molecular function: phosphoric diester hydrolase activity. Gene Ontology annotation, biological process: lipid metabolic process. Lineage: Eukaryota; Metazoa; Arthropoda; Thecostraca; Pollicipedomorpha; Pollicipedidae. The record is from RefSeq and is a predicted model, not a curated record. The transcript has 4 exons.
AGUGCGCUCGGAAACCGUGUCCUGGCAAGGUCACAUAUAACAUCGACGCGGCGUGUGCGCUCCAUGACGGCGAAUGGGAGGACGAGCGCCAUCAGAAGGGCUUCGCGAUUGGCAACACAACCGCGCACCAGCGACGCACGACGGCCCAGCCUCCGCCAGAAAACAUCAGCCCACCUGUCCCCCGGCACCAGCUGAAGCCCGGGUCAGGUCGCACCGAGCGACCCCCGCUGCCUGAGACACCUGCGGCUGUCACCGCCUCCGACCAUGACCUGCUGGCGCCGCGCUCUGCUCCUCAUUGGUGGACUGGGCCUGUGCAGUGACGUCAUCGGAGAUCCGCGCAGCCUGCCCGACACGGUGUCACCAGCUGACCGGAAGCCCUGUCCUGGAGACGACGUCAUCGAUGUGUUUGUCGUCAUCAAUGCGAGAGGUCUUGUUGGUGAUGAUGACCUGGCCGUCUGGAGAAGACUGGAGAUGAUCUGGCACGCGUCCGAAGUACUGCCGGACGACAAGGUGAUUCUGUACGACACGCGACCUCCAUUGCCGCCCGUGCCCGUGCCCCUCCUGGAGAUCACCGCCGCUCACCACCCGGACAGUUUCUUCACCACCAACAUCACCAUCCCCAAGUUCAACUUCUCGGACGCACCUGUUGUCUCGCACUGUCUGGGCGUCGGCGUCGCCUACGUGCGCAACGGCCUGUCCGUCGCCUCCAACUGUCUGUACAGCCGGCCGGACUGGAUGUACGCCGCCGCCGCCGACCUACGCGGUCUUCGCCUGCACGAGGUGAUGCUGCCCGGCACGCACGACGCCGCCUCCUACCGCGACUACGAAGGCAAGAAAACCGACGACGACCUCUUCACGCGCUACGCAUCGGCGCAGGAGGAGACGCUGCUGACCCAGUUCUUUCUGGGCGCGCGUUAUUUCGACGCGCGCGUCGCCUUCUAUCCGAGCAGGGCCGAACGUUUCUGGGUGAGCCACGGCUUCGUGCCGUUUCGGCCGUUCUCCGUGGUCGUCGACGACCUGGUGGCGAUGCUUGAACGGACGCGCGAGAUCGUCGUGUUCGAGAUCGGCGGCUUCGAGGGCGCGUUCGACAAGCACCCGGAGGCGUACCAGGAGCUGCUGGAUGCGCUGCUGCCACGGCUGGAGCGCUGGCUGGCGCCGCUGCCGCCCGGCGCGCACCACCAGGUGCUCCUCGGUGACCUCUGGGCCAGCGACCGGCGGCUGGUCCUCAGCUGGGACGCCGACGCCUCUGGUUACGACAUCCUCUGGCCUCGCGUGCCCAACACCUGGCACAACGAUGACACACCCGAGGCGCUGUACGACACGCUGAACCGCAGCAUGGCCGACGCGCCGCGGCCUGAGCUGUGGGCUCUGGCCGGCGAGAUGACCGACCACCCCAACGACAUCAUCUUCGACCGACUGAAGUCACUGCGUGACAUGGCGGACGCGGUUAACAGGAAUGUGUCGCGCAUGGUGCGCUACGACUGGUGGGACCUCACGAACAUUGUCAUGGCCGACUUCUUCAUGAGCACGUACAACGCGGACACGGCCGUCUUGGUCAACUGGCAGCGCGCGCACUGCCGCUGAGCGCCUGCCGCGGUAGGCAGGGUCACAGGUCAAAAAAGGUUAAGGGGGCAGUCAGGGGUCACAGGUGCUAUACGCUUAAUUUCGGUACAUGACGGGCCAAGGGGUGGCAGCAAAAUGCGCAAAAAUGGAUGACAGAUUUGACACGAUGGUGGUUUUAGUGGCACUUCAAUUUGCCCGCUGGUGCUUGGGACGGAUGGACUUGGACGGGACGAUGUGCCCUAUAGUGUACACUUGUCCAGAGAUAUGCUUCAUGGUGCUUUACGCUCUGUACCCGGACAGGACAUAUUGCGUAUUGACAGACGACGUACCUAGGAGCUGCUUGCCGGUGUUCAGAGUGAAAUGUACGAC